GAGGCGUCCAUGCGCAGCUGGCACAAUCAUUAUAGUCUUAAUUCAAAUCCAACUGUCGAAUAAGACAUCGCGGUGGACGCACAUGGGACUUGCUGACGCUCUUGAGCAACAUCAUCAAAUAUGUAUUUUUGACUUUGAAGUUCGGGCUGGAGCCUUCCUUUGACUUCGGACAUCGAUACAAUAACAGAAUAGGUCUAGAAAGCCAGAAGACAGCACCUAUCCGAAAUAGUAAUUGACAAGGAGAUAGCGACUGUUGCCUUUAGAGCAGUUAGUGGGCUCACCAUCGCUGAUAUAGCCCACUCGUCCGAUAGGGUUCUGGUCUGGGAACUUCGCUUUUGGACAACCCAAUCAUGGCUCUGCGCCCUUUCGUAGGUGAUCUUCAAGCGGAAAAAUCCGGAGGUGUAUCCGAAGUUAAAACAUGGAACAAGCACCAGGGACAGGAAGGAGUCGAGAGAGAUGGUAUGAAUGUUCCAUGUUCCAUCCAGACAGGCAUCAGAAGGGCAAAUUCUCGCCAUGUACCUUACCGCGCGCCUCUUGAAACGAUAUCGAUGCACGGUGGGAUGGUUCUUGGGCGAAGAAUUCUUCCUGUCGUGCAUCGACAAGAUGAGAAAAAAAGAGUCAAAAUAGUAAAGCGGUAUCAGAUGAAUCUCGCGACAUGCUGUGAACCACACGUGCUCGUGGGAAAUAUCGGGACGAAGUUCCGGCACUUGAGACGCCAGCGUAUUGUUGAUGAUGUGUCAAUGUUUGGAAGACCAGUGCACAGGGUCGAAGACAAGCUGCCGGGACACUACUGGACUGUCACAUUCUACACAGACGAUCCGGACCAGGACGCUGAGGAUCUCAAAUGCGAAAUUGGCUCGACAAUAUGCAUCAAGAACUCGAGGUUGCACUACUUCUUCGACGGCGAGGUCGGGUAUCGAAUUGAAGACGUCUCCACCAUUACUGUUCUUCCGUGCGUUAUUGAAGAAUUGAGAACACUCAACUCAGAAUUGCGCCAAAGAUCUGACGCGGGGCAGUUCCUGCCGUGUAUCGUCCGCAACGAAGCCGCUCACCGUCGCUGUACCAUGUGUAAAUCGUGCUACUGUUCUCGGCAAUGCCAAUGUCAGGAUUGGGAAAAGCACAAGGUGAUUUGCAAAGCCUUGAAGACGCUUUUAGAAUGGAAUGUUGAGUUCUCUUAG
This is a messenger RNA of Guyanagaster necrorhizus, 1178 nucleotides long. RefSeq lists its product as uncharacterized. Lineage: Eukaryota; Fungi; Basidiomycota; Agaricomycetes; Agaricales; Physalacriaceae. The record is from RefSeq and is a predicted model, not a curated record. Bases 351 to 1178 code for a protein of 275 amino acids. The transcript is spliced from 5 exons.